Molecule: messenger RNA, 1431 nt
Organism: Bombyx mandarina (wild silkworm)
Lineage: Eukaryota; Metazoa; Arthropoda; Insecta; Lepidoptera; Bombycidae
Product: protein 4.1
Biological process (GO): actomyosin structure organization
Cellular component (GO): plasma membrane; cytoskeleton
Molecular function (GO): cytoskeletal protein binding
Source: RefSeq, a predicted model, not a curated record
UAUGCCGCGCUUUCUGAUACCUACCAAUAAAUUACUUUUUAGUCACCAUAAAAUUGUUAUAUAAAACUAAAUAUGUAACAGUACUUUAGUAAUUUAACUGUUUAACUGUGUUUUAAGUAUAAGCCCGUAUUUAUAAGUAUAUUUAAAAAAAAAUAUAUAUUUAAAUUUCACGGACUAAGUUCGAUUAAUAAUAUUUUUAAAUCGCGCGUGUUAUGGUAAUUAAAUGUAAAGUUGUGUGACCACUCGGAAAGGCGUUGACCGCGUCGCUAAGUACAUUUAUGACAUUCUCCGAAUGUUUAUUUUAAACUUAAAGUUAAGGUCGGCAAAGGAAUUCCGAAAAUAUUUCAAGAAAAAUAAGUUAGAAUGCGCGAGAGUAUGCGGAGGUUAGCCUUUGACGACGGCGAGGAGAAGGCGGUGAGGGGGGUGCGAAGAGUGCGGGUGGAACUCCUCGACGGUGAACAUAUCACCAUCGAAGUACACCGGAAAGCCCGCGGUGAAGACCUGCUAGACAGAAUCUGCGAGGAUCUUGACGUCGCAGAGAAAGAUUACUUUGGACUUCUGCACCUCCAGCGAGGGGACCCCAGGGUGUGGGUCGAUCUCAACAAACGACUGUCCAAGACUUUUAGAAAUGAACCCUGGGAAGUAAUGUUUGCUGUUAAAUUCUAUCCCCCUGAACCUACGGAGUUGGAGGAUGAAGUGUCCCGAUAUCAAAUCGGUUUGGCCGUCAAGAAGGAUAUUGCCGAAGGUCGGCUGCCCUGCUCCCCCAUCACUCUAGCGCUGCUGAGCUCGUACGAGCUGCAGGCGGCGGCGGGAGACCACGGGGCGGGGUGUCAGUGUGGGGCGCUGCUGGCGGCCGCCCCGCCCCCACCCGCGCCCCUCGCGCGCUCCGCCCUGCAGGACAACGUGCACGCCCUCUAUCUGAAACACAGGGGCAUGAGUCCGGCGCAGGCGGAGCUGCAGUACCUGGCGAGCGCCGCGCGCCUGCCGCUGUACGGCGCGCACACGCACGCCGCGCGUGACGUCACGCUCGCACUCUCCGCCGCGGGACUCGCGCUCUGCAACGAAGGCGUGGUGCUGAGCCGCUUCCCGUGGCCGAAGAUAAUAAAGAUGAGCUACAACAAGCGCUCGUUUACACUGAAGCUGCGGGCCAGCGAGUUCGACGAGUUCGAGACGGACGUGAGCUUCAAGCUGCCCUCGACGAGAGCUUGCAAGAAGCUAUGGAAGUGUAGCGUGGAGCAUCAUAUCUUUUUUAGACGAGAGGCUCCGGUGUCUGUCCCGGGCCGGCACGGAGCCUGGGGCUCUCCGUCCUGCCGCCGCACGCUCCGCCAGCUGCGGGCGCGCCCGCCACACCUGACCUCCUGAUGCUGAACCUGUUCGACUGCAUGCUGGUUCCUGGACAGAGAUCCAUUUGAGUGAAAAUUAAUCACUCGU